Molecule: messenger RNA, 1218 nt
Organism: Eufriesea mexicana
Lineage: Eukaryota; Metazoa; Arthropoda; Insecta; Hymenoptera; Apidae
Product: ankyrin repeat domain-containing protein 54
Exons: 3
Coding region: 75-1007 (310 amino acids)
Molecular function (GO): protein binding
Source: RefSeq, a predicted model, not a curated record
UGUAAGCAGUAUAAUUUGUGUUUGCAAGGAGAAGCGUUUUGUGUCUAAAACGUUGUCGAACAUUUCAAUGUAAAAUGACAUCCGUGGACUCAGGAAUUGAAACAAGUAACAACUCAGAUGAUAGUUCCAUUGCUCAAAACGAAGAUGUAGCAAUAGAAGAAAUGAAUAAUGUCAGUUCUUCUACUGCAGUAAUAGUCAAUAAUCAGAAUGAAAUACAAGAAACGGGUGUCCACACUACAUUUGAUUCAGACUCAUCUGUUUCUUUAACAAACGUACAUAGUGACAUUCAAUAUUCUAUACCGACAAGUAGUUCAAGAUCAUGUUCCAAUAUAUCUCCAAAUGUACGUAUUAUUUUAUUUUUAUACUAUGUUUUGUGUAGAAAAAUAAAAUUUAUCAAUGCAACACGUAGAAAUCGUCAUUUUGAUCCUAUACGUACUUGUGUCAGUGAGCAUAGAAUGAGAAUUGCAGCAGCAACAAAUAACACUAUUGCUAUGAGACGUCUUUUAAAUUCUGGUGUAUCACCUAAUACUUGUGACAUACAAGGAAGAACUCCUCUUCAUCUUGCCUCUUGCAGAGGUUAUACAGAAAUGGUUCGUUUAUUAUUGGAACAUGGUGCAGAUCCUAAUCUUCGUGAUUCUGUAGGUAAUACACCAUUACAUUUAGCAGCUGUGACAAGUAAAAUAUCUGUGGUUACACUUCUUUUAAAUGCGGGAACAGAUCCUUUAUGCUUAGGUCAAUAUGGUUAUAAUCCAUUACAUUUAGCACAGACAAAAUUAAAAUUAUUACGAAACUAUAGAGGAGAAGACAUGUUGAAAAUCAAAGAAGAAGUUCAAAACAUAGUUAAUAUGUUGUUUGCAUAUUUGCAAAAACUUAAAGAUACCCAUUCGAAGAUGGAAACUUUAAACACUUUGUGUUCGCGUUUAUCUUUAUCAAAUACCCCUGCUCAAGUUCAGGAUGAUGUAAAGGAUUUGUUGGCUAAUUUAGAUGCUUUAUCUAUAACACAGUAAUCAUUUAUUUGCUUUAACAGACUAUUAAUUGGAUAUGGUGUGAACUGAAGGAGAGAUCUACACCAUAUGUUAAAUUUACAGUUAUGCCAUAACAAGUUCAAUUCUCUUUUUUUUAAUUACUUAAUUCAUGGUAAAAGUCUCUUUUUUAAUUUAUGUAAGUGUGCAAGAUAAUAAUAAAGUUUUGAUGUACAGUGUUACAACUAUAAUUCAA